AUGGCAGAAAGCUGUGGGCAGGAGCAGACAAGGUGGAUAACGACCGUCAUUAUGAGCACAGCUCUGCAGGAUCAUGAAAUUUCUACAGUUCUGCAGAGGCAACAACACCGAGUUCGAUAUUCAGAGUCAGUGGAAACUGGAUCUGUGAUUUUUCCUCUUUCUGGCAUUGCAUUUAUUCUGUCAGACACUCAAGACUUGCUCAGGACAGGGGAAGAAGAGUUUUCCAAAAGAAUUCAGAAGUUCAUAAACAUCCAUCGGAACAGCUUUUUCGUUUUGUCAGCUGCUCUUCAUGGACCAGAAGAAUGGAGUGUCAUGUUCAGGAUUCAGAGAAGAUUCCUGGGCAGCAAUUUACGUGUAAUACCAGUUCAUAAUCCUGCUGAAACUGUUAAAUUAAUGCUAACUAUGGCUAGGGUAACUUCCAAGCCACAAGCAGAUGAUACUCGUUGCAAAAUAGAAAUGACAAAAGCCCAAAUAAUAGAAAAAAGUCCAGUUUGGAAGAUGCUUCAGGAGUACCAAUCGCACCGUAAUUAACUUAAUAUUUGUU
Melozone crissalis (California towhee) is the source of this 544-nucleotide messenger RNA. It is a transcript of the gene CUNH1orf146, whose product is annotated as chromosome unknown C1orf146 homolog. The transcript is spliced from 5 exons. The record is from RefSeq and is a predicted model, not a curated record. Gene Ontology annotation, biological process: reciprocal meiotic recombination; synaptonemal complex assembly. Bases 1 to 531 code for a protein of 176 amino acids. Gene Ontology annotation, cellular component: chromosome. Lineage: Eukaryota; Metazoa; Chordata; Aves; Passeriformes; Passerellidae.